AUGCGCAUCGUAGCGAUGUUAACCGUGAAAGAUCUUCCGCGCGAGUUCACUCUGACUCAAAUCAAGGACCUGAUCAAAGACGGUCACGCCUUAUACGAGCCCAACGACUACGGGCAGGUUACGGAUGUUGGCAACGAUCUCUUUGUGAAGUACGGUAGUCGUAUUCUGAAGACCGAAGCCCUCGCCAUGGAGCUCGUGAGGACGCGUACGAACUUGCCCGUUCCGGGUUUGCUAGCGUAUAUCAGUGAUGAAGGCGACGACGCUACGGAAAGGCCGAGAUGCGGGUAUCUGGUCAUGAAGAAGCUGCCUGGCAUACGCCUCGAUCGUGCACUCGAAGGCAUGGACAAGGCCGCGGAAGACAUUGUUGCACAGGGCAUUCGUCACGUACUGUCUGAGCUCCGCUCCCUGGAUGACCCUGGGCGCUGGGGACACGUCGGGAAGAAUGGCGCGCUGCACGGAGGAGAGUUCAAGUUCCGUCUGAGCUCAGAUGACCCCAAGAUAUGUCGACCUUCUUCAAUGCAAGACCUUCUCGACUUUACAAUCGCAGCGACAGGAAUGGAGAAGUUGGAGAGCUUCCUUCAGCACCCUAAUCUUAAAGCACGCCAGGAAGCCCAACGUUGCAUCACCAUGCUCGCGUCCAUCGACAUGUCCCGUCCGUCGGUCUUCUCGCACGGCGACCUCCGCCCGGAGAACAUCCUCGUUGACCCCGAGACUUACGCCAUUACCGGCAUCAUAGACUGGGAGUUGGCCGGCUGGUACCCAUAUUUCUGGAACUACAGCAUCGCUGAGUUCUACCAAGACCAAGCACGCUUCCGCGCGCCCGCAACUAUUCCGAUCUGGGAGAGGAUCUACAAGUCCGCCAUGCCAGACUACGAACGGGAGUCUCAAUCCUUCGGCUUUCUUUUGACGGACAUCGCCUUCAGAGGACAAGACUGGGGAUGGCUCAACCUCCCGUGCGAUUGCUGCAAAGACUGA
Molecule: messenger RNA, 975 nt
Organism: Peniophora sp. CBMAI 1063
Lineage: Eukaryota; Fungi; Basidiomycota; Agaricomycetes; Russulales; Peniophoraceae
Source: the annotation of a GenBank genome assembly